UGGAACUAGUGGAAACUACACAAGCCAUUUCCACCUGCGUAACGGUCCAGUGGUCGUGGCGCCCUGUGGGAGACACUGCAGCAGUGACCGCUCCCUCCCUCCGUCCGUCCGUCCUCCUCCUCGGCCAGCACGCUCAGCCCGGCCGCCAUGGCUGCUAAUCCGGGGGAUGUCAGCCCUCAGCAGGAGGGAGCUGCGGCAGGAGCCGCCUGGAGCUCGCCGGACCCGAGAGGGACCUUCAGGGCUCAGCCAGCGCAGCAUCCGCCCGUUACCAUGGAGACAGCAUCCACAGAUUAUACCAAAACUUUCGACAUAUCGGAACAUAAAUCAAAAAAAUUAACUGAUGAGGCAGACGAUGGAGCCCUUUAUACCUCUCUGACUUCCAUCGGGCAUUUUGAGUCUCAAGCCAAUUCGGCCUACUAUACUGGCAUCCUAAAGAAAGGAAAUGGAGGUACGUCUUUAGAUGACUCCGAGCAAUUCAACAUUGGAAGUCAUUCCCCUCAAGAAAUCCCAAUAUUCGAGUCUCGUGGCCUGUUUAGUUCAGAUUCAGGAAUUGAGAUGACACCUGCGGAAAGUAGCAAUAAAAUGUUGGCAGAUCCUGUGGAAGAGGAUAAAAUAGAUGUGUAUAAAUAUAUGGACAUAAGCAGAUCACCAGACGUAAAACCUCAGCAACCACUUGACCGAGAGGUAGAGGAAAAGAAAAUAAGUAGUCUGAGCUAUGGGUCUCCUGAACAGCGGGAGCAUGAAGUUCUCAUAAAGUCUUCUCAGAAAUACUAUCACAAUGAUGAAAUAUCUCAAGAUCUGUCUUUUGUUUCAUAUAUGGAAGAUCAUGACUUGGGAGCAUAUAGUUCCACAAAAUUCAAAGACACUAAAGCAUCCCCAAUCAAAAUUACACUUACUGGGACAGAACCUCUGGUAGAAGCGGAUUUCUUCGGAACUCUCCAAGAAAAAUCUGAAAAGGGCUUAAAACCAAGUCCAGACAUGGUACCAACUGUCACAGUUUCAGAACCGGAGGAUGACAGUCCCGAGUCUCUGACACCUCCAGAAACAGAUGGAUAUUCAGAGCAGAUUGCAGAAAUGCAGAGUAAAUACAGAAUAUCUGAAGAUGAAUUUAACUCUGCCAUGAAAGCAAAGGAAGGGACAAAAGGCUUUUCUUAUGAAACAAAUGCAGAGCUGAAAUCUGAAAGUGUUUAUACAGAUAAGCAGGAUUAUCAAAGCAUGUCUGUGAAACCAGCUGCGUCCUCUCCAGUAGAUAAUGAAGCCUCUAGCGCUGAAUCUGGAGACUCGGAAAUUGAGCUGGUAUCUGAAGAUCAACUGGCAGCCGAAGAUGCCAUGCACUCUGCCUACAUGACCUUCAGCCACAUUUCUGGUCCUCCACCUUCACCGGCCUCACCGUCCAUUCAAUACAGCAUACUAAGAGAGGAACGCGAAGCUGAGCUGGACAGCGAACUUAUCAUAGAGUCAUGUGAUGGUUCCUCAGCCUCAGAAGAAAGUCCAAAGAGAGACCAAGACUCCCCCAUGAUGAAACCUAUGAUGAUGAUGGACAUUAUAGAAGAAGAAAAUGGCUCAAGAACUGAAAGUUUUGAUGCCAUGGACUUUGAAUUGUCCAGCUCCACAGAGAGGAAGCUAAACAUGGAAAACUUAGCAGAAUCUGCAGCUUAUUUAAAAAGUGCAUACACUACAGAAUCAAAAGCAGAUUUACCGCUGAUGAAGAAAGAUGACAGAUCGCAACAGAAAAAAGCAUCAGAACCCCCAACUUACCAAAGCAAAGUAUCUGGAAAGACGGUUGCUGUUCUGCCAGCCGCCCCGGUGCCAUUUCUCAGUAAGAAGAAAGCUAUUGACUUGUUAUACUGGCGGGAUGUAAAGCAGACCAGCAUAGUAUUUGGAAGUGUCCUUCUAAUGCUCUUCUCACUGACUCAGUUCAGCGUGGUCAGCGUCAUCGCCUACCUAGCUCUUGCUGCACUCUCAGCCACAAUCAGCUUCCGAAUCUACAAAUCAGUCUUACAGGCCGUACAGAAAACCGAUGAGGGACAUCCUUUCAAAAGCUACUUGGAUGUGGAAAUCUCCCUCUCCCAAGAGCAAAUCCAGAAGUACACAGACUGUCUUCAAGCCUACACAAACUGCAUUGUUAAAGAACUGAGGAGGCUUUUCCUAGUGCAGGAUCUCGUGGAUUCAUUAAAGUUUGCUGUUUUAAUGUGGCUGUUGACGUACGUCGGGGCUCUUUUCAAUGGACUCACGCUUCUCAUCAUGGCUGUGGUGUCUAUGUUUUCACUUCCAGCCGUCUAUGACAAGUAUCAAGCGCAGAUUGACCAGUAUUUGGGACUUGUGAGGACAAAUAUUAACACCAUUGUGGCAAAGAUCCAGGCUAAAAUCCCAGGUACUAAACAGAAGGAAUAAAUACACAUUGAAGGAAUUCAAGUACUUGGUAAAUAACGUGAAGUCCGAUGUGGAAACAUACGUUCCUACACUUCACUUCUGAUCUACUGCACCAUUCUGUAAACACACCGCGUACCUACAAACAUCCAAAUACAGAGCAGCUCUUCGGAAUCUGCCUCGACGCUAUUAGAAAAAUUGCAAUCAGCUGUGUCAAGCACUCGAGUAUAGUGAAGAAAUACAAAGUGUACUAGAUGUGGUUUUUUUUCCUGUGUUGCUUACAAAGUGCAUGAUGUCGGAAGCCUACGUACCAUUUGAUUUUUUUUAUACGAUUUUUUUUUUUAACUUAUUUUUUUUAGUGUUCUUUCUGCUAAACUUGCUGACGCUUCUAUAACUUAAUGUGAUGUGAAGGCUUCACUCUUAGAGCACUGACGCAAAUCGUACAAACUUGCUUCUUUGUCUCUGGGCCGCUGGUUGGGUAUAUCUCAAUUAUAUAUAUAUAAAUAUAUAUAUAUAUACGUAGAACUGUAGAACAAUGUUUCGUGUUUUCGAGCACAAAAAGUGAAAAUCAUGUCUGUCCGUUUUGUAUGAAUAAACCUGCAGUACUCUUGUUGUAAGGGAUUGCGAAGCAGAUAUACAUGUAUGGUAUAUAGACCGGUCCAGCUUGUUAAAUUUAUUACAAUUUGUAUUACAUUCUCUGUAGUUCCUAGUGAACUUAUGAACUCUGAAUAUUUGCACUUAUUAUGUACUUGACACUGAAUGCAGAAAUAAAUGGUAAUAAAUGUACAA
Molecule: messenger RNA, 3159 nt
Organism: Pelobates fuscus (common spadefoot toad)
Lineage: Eukaryota; Metazoa; Chordata; Amphibia; Anura; Pelobatidae
Gene: RTN1
Product: reticulon 1
Exons: 9
Coding region: 148-2394 (748 amino acids)
Biological process (GO): neuron differentiation; brain development; endoplasmic reticulum tubular network formation
Cellular component (GO): neuron projection; postsynaptic density; endoplasmic reticulum membrane
Source: RefSeq, a predicted model, not a curated record